UGUUUGGGGAAAUAAACUGUUUGGUUGUUCAGCCAGCGAAAGAGUAUUUCCUUCAGCUGUCACGGAAAAUAUUGUUCAUAAGACAGCCUUUACGAACAUUCUCCUCAGAAUCACAUUAAUACGAGCGUUUAUAGGCCUACCUGUUCAUAUCUAUUUUAUGUUUUGCUCGUUUGGUAGGCUACUUUGUAAAGUGGCACUGAGAAAAGCCAUCAUAGAGACGGCUAGCUCUUGACUUUAUUAAGUGUCACUGUAAAUUACAGAAGAUACAGCACCGGCGAAACAAUUUUAGCUAGCAGACGUCCUCUGCGAAGUGAAAACGAUGUCUGACUUCAUUAUUUUAUCUCUGAUAGUCAUUCUUAUCAUAUGUUUGAUUGCAACGGUGGUAGCAUUUGUUCUGUAUUCAGGUGUAUUUUCAGAUGUUGCUAUUAAAACUGGGUCGCCUCCUAUCAAAAAUGUCACCAUUGCCUACAAGUUCAAAGAGGGUUCAUACAAGGACUGUGGGGCAGCUUAUACCGAGAGUUGCAGCAUCGGACCAAAACUCAAUUCCAUCGGCGUGUUCUACGAUGACCCCAAGGAGAGGCCAGCUGAGAAGUGUCGUUACGUGGUCGGCAGCAUCCUGAGCGAAGGCCAGGAGCAGCCGGAUGAGGAGCUGCAGAAACUGUACGAGAAGUUUGGCUUCAAGGUGUUCUCCAUGCCUGAGGUCACCCACGCGGUCACUGCCUCCUUCCCCUGCACCACCCCCCUGUCCCACCUGCUGGGGCCCCUCAGGGUGUACCCGGAGCUCUCCUGCUAUGUCCAGGAGAGGAAGUUGUGUGCUUUCCCUGCCAUUGAGAUCUACAAGUCAGACCUGAUCCACUACAUGAUGCCGCUGUCUCGCCAGACAGACUUCUUUGUUCCAGAGAUGAGAGAGGAAGCCAAGAGAGACACCAAUGACAAGGAGUCAGACGAGGACAUGGGAAGUGACAUCACAGGUGCUGAUUCCAACAGCGAGGCCAGCUGGGUGAGUGGGGCCGAGCCCGGGGAGAGCAGGGAGUCUUCCCUGGCCCCCUCCCUGACCUCCACCCUGGCCUCCAGCCUCCUGCCACCGGCUCCUCCCAGGGACCAGGGGGACGGGGACGAGCCGGGGCCCCAGCGGGAGUACAGCGAUAGGGGCUCCUUGGGCAGCGGAUCCUCCUUUGAGGAGCUGGACUUGGAGCUGGUGGUCGAGCACGAGGGCCUGGAGGAAGGGGAGGGCCUGGGCCGAGAGGCAGAGGGCCCUGUCGUGGAGGAGGACACCCUGGUGGAGGCAGCUCCGCGAGGGGGCCCAGUGGAGGAGAGGAUGGAGCCAGUAGGGGAUGGACAGGAGUAGGGAGAGGGAUGGAGAGAUGACAAGAGAGGGAUGGAGGUGGAGUAGGGAGAGGGAUGGAGAGAUGAUGGGUAUAGG
Molecule: messenger RNA, 1423 nt
Organism: Osmerus eperlanus (European smelt)
Lineage: Eukaryota; Metazoa; Chordata; Actinopteri; Osmeriformes; Osmeridae
Gene: tex264a
Product: testis expressed 264, ER-phagy receptor a
Exons: 4
Coding region: 320-1348 (342 amino acids)
Biological process (GO): protein-DNA covalent cross-linking repair; reticulophagy
Cellular component (GO): endoplasmic reticulum membrane; nucleus; replication fork
Source: RefSeq, a predicted model, not a curated record